UCGAAAUUCCAGACAUCGGUCACAAGUCACAACACUCUUCCCUAUAUAUUUAUUGCAAUAUCGUCUUGUAUCUGCUAUGUUCUUUUUACUGGUUGCUGCAAUACUUACUGUAUUCCUCGUGUUUCUUUACAAGAACGUUAAAGUAGAUUUCACAUUAAAAUAUUAUGAAUUAUUCGGCAAAAAGGUUGAUGAAUUGCGGGGUCAGGUUGUGUGGAUCACAGGGGCAUCCAGCGGUUUGGGAGAAUACUUGGCUUAUAGGCUAGCAAGUGCUGGCUGCAAGUUGGUUCUUUCGGCGAGAACAGAACACAAAUUGGAACAAGUCAAAGCAAAAUGCAUUGAAAUAUCUGGUAAAAAAGAAGAAGAUGUUGAGAAAGAUUUUCUUGUUUUACCUUUGGAUGUUACAAAAUAUGACACCAUGCAAGAGGCAGUUAAAACAGUCUUGGACCAUUUCUGCGAGAUUGAUAUUCUAGUGAACAACUGUGGCAGGAGUCAGCGAGGAAUGGUUGAAAACACGGAGAGGAAAGUUGAUCGAGAGUUGUUCGAGAUAAACGUGUUGGGUACAAUUUCGCUGACUAAAGCUGUUCUUCCGCACAUGAUUGGGAGAAAGACUGGUCGUAUUGUUGUUGUCUCCAGCAUUUCUGGGAAAGUCGGUACUCCAACAGCUGCUACCUACUCUGCAACAAAGUUUGCACUGCAGGGGUAUUUCUCUGCUUUGCGCUAUGAACUUCAUGGAAAAUGUAUCAAAGCUUUAUUAGUCUGCCCAGGACCAGUAAAGUCGGCUGUUGUUGAGAAUGCCGCAACAGAGACAUGGGGCAAGAGUGUAAAAGAUACGCCAUAUGAAUAUGAUACGACGCAUCGCAUGGAAACAGAUGAAUUUGCGAACUAUAUGGCAAUUGCGAUGGUGAAUGAACUGGAUGAAAGUUGGAUCUCUCCCCAACCUGAAUUGUUAGCGGCAUAUGUCUCUCAGUACAUGCCUUCCAUCGCGAAUUGGUUUUUUAAAAGAUAUGUUCUUCGACUGGUAAUCAGAAACCGGAACACUAAAGCCAAGAAAGAAGAUUAGAUAUUCAUUGACUGAUCAAUCAAUUUUUUCGUAAUCAUGUGACUCCUCAAGAUGGGUUACGAAUCCGUAGGCGUAGAGUUGCGUUUUUGAAUUCUCAAAAUCAGACUGUAAUUGCAUAAUGAAUAGAAUGAAUAGACUAGAUUAGUAGAUAUUUCUUAGCCUUUUUCUUAUUGUAAUGCAGGGACGGUUGUACAAUAGCAAGAUAUAGCGCUAUUUCUUAAAUAGUGAUUUUUCAAUCACUCUAAAAUUGUCCGUUCUUUGGUACAUUUUUGAUUAAACUUUGGUAUUCUAAAACUGGGGACUUUUCUUUAAUAAUUGGUAUAUGUAGCUCCAAAACUGUAGGAACGGUGUAGUUAGGAACUGUUUACAACGGUGGUAAAAAUUACAAUCGGGCGAUUAGGCGCUUUCCAGCCUUCGUACAACCGGCACCAGGACCUCGUAUAUGGUGGUAUAUAUUAAGCUAGUUGCUUUAUAUUUUAAGACCGUUUCGACUAUACACCCAAUUUAUUGGCACAGUUACAUUUACUACGCAACAUCACGCUUCCUUUCGUAUGAAGAUAUGGAAGCUGCAUGUCACACUGCAAAAAAACUUGUCGUAACUGGGGGGUGUCAAAGGGCCAAUUGGGGUUCAACGAGAUGUAGAGGAAUCUCACAAAAAAUACAGGGCAUAAAACAUUGACAGCACAUCACAGGAAAUAGAAGUAUGUGGUGGAAUUUGCAUGUAAUACAAGGUUUCACGGUUCAAAGUCCGAACUUCGUGUAUUAGUAUGGUAGAU
Molecule: messenger RNA, 1836 nt
Organism: Dendronephthya gigantea
Lineage: Eukaryota; Metazoa; Cnidaria; Anthozoa; Malacalcyonacea; Nephtheidae
Product: dehydrogenase/reductase SDR family member 7-like
Exons: 8
Coding region: 77-1060 (327 amino acids)
Molecular function (GO): oxidoreductase activity
Source: RefSeq, a predicted model, not a curated record